AUGGUUGGGACGCGCAGUAGCGCACCGCGUGAGGAUGCCGCGGUGCUUCUUGAGUCUAAACGCGGCACGAAGCACUUCCGGCUCAUAUGGCCUCAAGUUAAGAAACGAGGAUGGACCUCCAAGCCGCCCCCUUCUCGCGGGGUUGAAACGCGAUGGAAUUACAUCUUGCCUGGCGGCAAUGCUAACGGCACUAUUGGGAUCGACUACGUCCUAGGAGAGCAAGCUGUGGUGGACCACGCUACGAAUAGAAAGAAUAAGAAGAAAAGAAGUCCAACCAGGCGGGGUUACGAUGAACUGGAGCAAGCAGAUUCAUCAAGAAGUGCGGAAAGCAACACCACAGGACAUGGCACUACGGAACUGAUUGAUUUAUCUGGUAACAACGCUGAUGAAGCCAACAAUUGCCGAGAUGACGAUUGCAACUACCAAGUUCUGGACUCGGGAGAUACAUCUGAAGAAGACGACUUGAAUGAUCUGGAUGGAAGUGAUUCUGAAGUCUCAGUUGCUGAUACUAUUGACGAGGUUGACGAAGAGGCCUUUGAAAAUGAAGAGCGUCACUUUGCAGACCAUUUCUUAGAGUCUAUGGGCUUCGAAGAACAAGUUUUAGCAGGUGAAAUUCUUGGACCUGCACUGAAGGAAAUCUCAACUACUUGGUGGCAUUAA
This is a messenger RNA of Phytophthora nicotianae INRA-310, 660 nucleotides long. RefSeq lists its product as hypothetical. The transcript is spliced from 3 exons. Lineage: Eukaryota; Oomycota; Peronosporomycetes; Peronosporales; Peronosporaceae. The coding region runs from base 1 to 660 and encodes 219 amino acids. The record is from RefSeq and is a predicted model, not a curated record.